Molecule: messenger RNA, 387 nt
Organism: Opisthorchis viverrini
Lineage: Eukaryota; Metazoa; Platyhelminthes; Trematoda; Opisthorchiida; Opisthorchiidae
Exons: 3
Coding region: 1-387 (128 amino acids)
Source: RefSeq, a predicted model, not a curated record
AUGCAGUUUGCUUCGCGCCCCGGUUCUUGUAAGUCACUUUGUGCGUCUAGUCGUGAAAGUAGAGUAGCUAAGAAAGCUUUAAAGAUUGCUCAGCUCCACGAGUAUCGGGUUAAGCCAGAGGUCGAGCUCCAGCGGGCACACAGCAAAACCGAGUUAGUCAAAAUUGAGCUAGAGGCCGAAGAGAACUCACGAGAUGAAGUCUGGGAACCAGUGGCCUCAAAUGAACGAGUCACGCGAUACGCCGAAGACCAAGAAAUGGAAACCUUCCAAUAUGUUGUUCGCGUAGAGGUCACGGUUAUGACUUGCAAAGAUCGGAUCUUGAUUUACAGGUGGUUCAUGCUCCUUGAAUUGUACUUGAAAGAAGAAAAGGAUGAAAGCGCUUCCUGA